AGUGUUUAUAAUAUUUAGUCCUGAUUCUGGAUCAGUUGCAGCUGACUGUUCUCUCGGUCUUUCUCCUGCUAUUGGCUGCCGCUGUGACCGACGCUGACUGGAGAUCAGCUGUCUGUCCAAUGAGAGCGCUUUGACGGGAACACAACCAGCGUCUGACCGCGAGACUGCAAAUGUCUGAAGCGCUAACGUCCCUCAGUUCCAAACCAGGGAGCGGAAACCAGCGGAAAGUCGAGCCGCAGAACCCCCCAAAUUCACAUUAUGCUGAAAAAGUCUCGUUGCUGGAUGGAGACGUUCAGAACAGCAAACACGACGACGACGCCGAGGAAGCAGGGAGGAUCCGUGCAGUUCCAAUCCACCGGCGCCCGGAUCUGCUGGUACCAUGUGCGGACCUGGUCAACUCCGAGUGGCGGAGGAGCCAGGCAGCCCGGGUCCACUCCCUCCAGAAGUCCUGCUCGGAGUUCCCCGUCUGCCUGGUUCUCCUGCAGGGCCCCAGAGGGACAGAGGAGAGGCUCCUCGGCCAUGCCCGGCUCACCCGGGUCAUGGGUCAUGGCAGCAGCCUGUUUGUAGAGUCGGUAGUUGUGUCCAAACAGGAGCGGGGGAAGGGCUACGGUCGGGUUCUGAUGGAGGAGACGGAGCUCUACGCUAAACGCAGAGGCUUCAAGCGUCUGUGCCUGACCACCCAUGACAAGCAGCACUUCUACGCCCAUCUCGGCUACGUCCUGUCCACGCCGGUGCAGAGCACCAGUACUGUGAUGGCGCUCCUCCCUAUGGGGAUGCUCAUGAGACUUUCCAGAGCUCCAGACACGGAAGCAAACCCAAUGAAACAAACUCCAACAAGAAUGGAAGACUUAGAACGUAGUUGUGCUGAUGGGUCACCUUCACCUUCUCAUUUAAAUAAUCCUCUUCCCUAUGUACCUCCAUCAUCUCCUCCUCUUCCCUCCAUACCUCCACCACCUCCUCCUCUUCCCUCCGUACCUCCACCACCUCCUCCUCUUCCCUCCGUACCUCCACCACCUCCUCCUCUUCCCUCCAUACCUCCACCACCUCCUCUUUCUCUUUCCUCCUCAGUGCCUCCUCCACCGCCCCAGUUUUCAGGACAGCCUGUAGUUCAGACUUUGACGGAAACCCCCUACAGAGACGCCAGAGGAGUUCCCAUCUUUUGGAUGCACAAGGACAUUUGAUGAACAGUCGGACAUUUGAUGAACAUAUCUAAAAUAAGACACACUGAGAUACACUCAGGGAAAACUGCCUUAAACCUCAGAGACGGCAUUAGGAAACCAAACAAUCAAAGAUCAAUGCACUUCUUGCACAAGCUAACCUUCAAGGUCCAGUACCAGUUGCAGAAGAACCACAAAGACGGACAAAACACCAACAAAGAGACGAGAGAAAACUGAAAAAUGGUUAUGGGACAGAACAAUAACUUUUAAUAAAAAAGGUUUAGAUCUUGUAAGAUGGAGAAGAGGGUAGAAACAAACCCCUCCAUAUUAGGAUUUCUGGAAGAAGUAUGAUAAAGAUCUUUUACUUAAUUGUUUAUCUCUAUAUCAUGAUUUCAAACUGAUUUGUGCAAAAAAAUCCAACCUUUGGGAAACUUAAUAAACCAUCUUGAAAGAAA
This is a messenger RNA of Gambusia affinis (western mosquitofish), 1612 nucleotides long. Its product is annotated as N-alpha-acetyltransferase 80. The transcript is spliced from 2 exons. Gene Ontology annotation, biological process: protein acetylation. The record is from RefSeq and is a predicted model, not a curated record. The coding region runs from base 171 to 1181 and encodes 336 amino acids. Gene Ontology annotation, cellular component: cytoplasm. Gene Ontology annotation, molecular function: N-acetyltransferase activity; acetyl-CoA binding. NCBI's taxonomy places the organism in Eukaryota, Metazoa, Chordata, Actinopteri, Cyprinodontiformes, Poeciliidae.